This is a messenger RNA of Spizellomyces punctatus DAOM BR117, 1092 nucleotides long. RefSeq lists its product as uncharacterized. Bases 73 to 987 code for a protein of 304 amino acids. NCBI's taxonomy places the organism in Eukaryota, Fungi, Chytridiomycota, Chytridiomycetes, Spizellomycetales, Spizellomycetaceae. The record is from RefSeq and is a predicted model, not a curated record. The transcript has a single exon.
GAUUAAAACCGAAUGUUUCGUCCAUAUUGCCUCGCCCAUAUUCCUCAUGUAGCCCAGCAAAUAGUUUGACGUAUGCCUUCAGCAUUUCUUUCACGAAUCUUUGGCAAAAAGUCCGAGCCCAUACAUCCCAGUCCUACUGAUUCAAACAUCCCAACACGCACCACUGUCAAAUCCAGCACCACUAUUGUCUUGCGGCGCUCAAACAGUUGGGCUGACACGCGAAAGGGCCCCGCACAAACGGCUUUGCGUAGGUCCCACAGCCUAACAGACGACGACACCCGCCGUCAGACAUGGCGGUCCUCAUUGUUCAAAGGGAAGCGACAAAAGAAAGGUUGGCGGUUGGAUGGAUUCCUGCCAACUUGGAAAAAAAAACAACCCGCCCUGGCCAAUGAAGCGUUACAAGUCCCACAAAUAUACUUGUCGUAUCAUGCUGCCGUCGACAAAACUGGGCCGUAUGGUGCGCCAGUAUGGUUAGAGGAGUUCGAUACAGCUGAUGCUUUGCCCAAGGAUCCCGCUGACAUUUUUGUGACAAGCGGUCAUCUAUCUCGUCGACGAACGGUUCAUUUCGGUCAUGAGGAAGUCGCGACCAGGAACGAACGAAUGUAUGAUCCCCUCCCACCGACCUACAGAUAUACUAGUUUCUCUGACAGUGCCCUGAACCGGGGUUCUCCUGUCGGCUCGGCGGAUGGCAAAGGACUCAUGUAUCACUCAGACUUUCACAUUUCCCACUUCCAUAUACCCCGCGAAGCGGUAGCGGCUUCCGUCGAAGGUUCUGAGAUUGAACCCGACACAGUAAGCCUAGCAGACACGCUCAUCUCAAACCAAGCUUGUGUGGGAAGGGAUUGCGACCCCGUCUAUCUAUUUCAACGUCGCUCUUGGGCAUUGGUUUCAAAUCUCCAUGGAGUGGGCGACGAAAUCAGAGAACUGUAUGCAGAUGUGAUGGGCUCGAGCAUGGACUUUGGUAAAAUUGUGGAGAAAUGGUGUUAGCAAUAUGAUAGCCAUCGGAUAUCCUUGUUCAAAUGUCAGUUGGUCUUUAGUUUAGUACAUAAGUAUAUUUCUGUUCCGGGUGUCAUCGCUCAUGACGUUGCCAAA